UACGCAAAACGGAGAGACGUGAUUGGCUAAAGCGUUUGUUGUGUCUUUACGUCACGUCCUGCACUAGCACCACUUCACAGUGAAAGGAAAGCUGUUGUUGAGUUGUUCAGUGUUGUUUUAUUAUUGCCGCGGUGCUGCUGUCAAGCAUAUAAACAACUAACAUGUUCUCCUUCAACAUGUUUGAGCCCCACGUGGGUCGGGUCUUCCAGAACCGUUUCUCCACACAGUACCGCUGUUACUCUGUGUCCAUGCUGGCAGGGCCCAAUGACCGCUCAGAUGUGGAGAAAGGAGGAAAAAUUAUAAUGCCUCCUUCUGCUCUGGACCAGCUCAGCAGACUUAACAUCACAUACCCUAUGCUGUUCAAACUCACCAACAAGAAUUCAGACAGAAUGACUCACUGUGGAGUUCUGGAGUUUGUGGCAGAUGAAGGCAUCUGUUAUCUCCCCCACUGGAUGAUGCAGAACUUGUUGUUGGAGGAGGGUGGUUUGGUCCAAGUGGAGAGCGUCAAUCUCAUGGUGGCCACAUACUCCAAAUUUCAGCCCCAGAGUCCAGACUUCCUUGAUAUCACAAACCCCAAAGCUGUGUUGGAAAAUGCAUUGAGGAAUUUUGCCUGUUUGACCAAAGGAGAUGUAAUCGCUAUCAACUAUAAUGAAAAAAUCUACGAAUUACGGGUCAUGGAGACCAAACCGGACAAGGCUGUGUCCAUCAUUGAGUGUGAUAUGAACGUGGACUUUGAUGCUCCCCUUGGUUAUAAAGAACCAGAGAGACACAUGCCGCAUCGUGAAGAACCAGCUGAGGAGGAGACAGAUCCCAGUAACUAUGAGAUGGACUUGGGCUUCCGAGCGUUUACAGGCUCUGGAAAUCGUCUAGACGGAAAGAAAAAAGGCAUUGAGCCCAGUCCAGCACCCAUUGAUCCUAACGACAUCAAACGUGGAAUUCCAAACUAUGAUUUCAAAAUGGGAAAGCUCACCUUCAUUCGUAACUCAAGACAACAGCCACGCAGAACAGAGAUGGAUGAAUCUGCCAGUAACUUCAUUGCAUUUUCUGGUGAAGGACAGUCUCUGCGAAAGAAAGGCCGAAAACCCUGAACACACAUCACUAACUUAAAAAAUGUUUUUGAAUUACCAUGUAAAAAAAGUGAGAUACUCAAGAUGGACUGUUGUUUGAUGACAUACACCUGGAUUUUCUUAUGGACCUUAAAUUUAUGUCAUUUUUGAAAAGAAAAGUGUUAUAAACGUUAUUUUGCAACUGGCUUGACAGAUUGCAUCUCUUUCAAGGUUUUCAAGAUCUUAGGAAAUGACCAAACCCUCUCUUUAUUAUUUCUAUGCAUAUUUCUUCAAAUACUUUAAAUAAAGAUUACCCUACAAUUUA
This is a messenger RNA of Misgurnus anguillicaudatus (oriental weatherfish), 1371 nucleotides long. It is a transcript of the gene ufd1l, whose product is annotated as ubiquitin recognition factor in ER associated degradation 1. NCBI's taxonomy places the organism in Eukaryota, Metazoa, Chordata, Actinopteri, Cypriniformes, Cobitidae. Gene Ontology annotation, biological process: ubiquitin-dependent protein catabolic process; ERAD pathway. Gene Ontology annotation, molecular function: polyubiquitin modification-dependent protein binding. Gene Ontology annotation, cellular component: VCP-NPL4-UFD1 AAA ATPase complex. The record is from RefSeq and is a predicted model, not a curated record.